This is a messenger RNA of Owenia fusiformis, 2042 nucleotides long. NCBI's taxonomy places the organism in Eukaryota, Metazoa, Annelida, Polychaeta, Sabellida, Oweniidae. The record is from the annotation of a GenBank genome assembly.
CCGACAUACACAUACAUUUUUAUUCUAUUCACAUCAUUGACUGGCUGGACUUCUAAUAAUGAUGUUACGCUUAGCUGUGUUUGGAAUUCUGUGGGUGAUGACAAAUGCCUUCACUAAUAUUUCACCCAAACCGACAUAUCUUGUUCCCGACGUUGCAUUGUGUAAAACUGGGUACUACCAACUGCCAGAUCAGCCAUGUUGCCGCUAUUUCCAAUGUCUUCCAGAAACUUUAGGUGAACUACGUGCAUAUAACAGAUCAUGUCCAAGACCCCUGAAGUGGAAUAGUGCCACUUGUACAUGUGACUAUAGCUCUCGUUUUAUACCAGAAGGUUGUGUAGAUUCUGAGGACUGUUGGGAUGAUCCUGUUGCACCAACUGAUUGCCCAGAUCCCAGUGAACCAUGGAACACUGCAAAACAAUGUUGCGAGAAAGGUGUAACUUACAAUGACCACAGCUCAGGUUUUGGACGGAAUUACUCCAGUGUUGAAGGGGACCCCACCAUGUAUGAGUUUUGUGGGGAACUAAAUGAAUGUCCCUAUGGACUGACAUUCAGUGUGCAAUACUGUGCAUGUGACCACAAAAAGGGUGGCAUUGGAUGUCUCCUUUGGAACUUUGACAACCCUAGCCCCCUAGUGGAUGUCCACCAAAAUGUACUUAUGACUCCAGUCAACUGUUCAGCAUCUAAUGGGCAACUCAACUGCCCAGGAACAAGCAGUUCUAGCCAACCAGGGGCAGAGAUAUAUGUCUUACAAAAAGCGUACUUGGGUGUGGCAGCUACAUUCUUUGGGAGAUUUAACUCAAGUGGAAAUGUGAUGGUAAUGUCCAAUGAAAGUCCUGGAAAUGCAGCAACUGUUUCAAUUGAACUGGUUGGCCAAACACUCAUAGCAUCUUUCAGACUGCCUGAUGAUUCUGUUGACACAUGUCAGGUGACAUAUAAUUUCAACAUACUUUAUGACAGAUGGUUCGUCUUAGCAGUUGAUGGUGGGAAUGUAAGACUGGCAUUUGGUGACAAUGAUGGCUUUGCUGACACACUAUGUGUAAAAUCGUCAUCAUUCAACCUUGUUUCGAAUAAAUGUCCUCUUGGGCUUGGGUUCCAAGACACAGUAUAUAAACAGUUUGGAUUCUGCCGGUUUGCUUGGACUCAAGGAGACAUAGCGACUUACAUGGCUGACCCAAGUGUAAUUGGGGAGAACCCAUAUACUUCAAGUGGCUCAUGGAAUGUAUUUGAUCCAUGGCCACAAUAAAAGGCAUUUACGAGAAUGUGGUCCCCAACUUGAUCUGAUUUUUAAUACCAGGCUUUUUCCCUGUUCUUCUUAUAAAAUUGUAAAACAUAAGCCAAAUGAAAUAUCCUGUAAUAUUAUUAAGAAAUAAGAAAACAAGAUUUUGGGAUGAUCACACCCCUAAACAGAUAAUUCUUAACUUGUAAGGGCAAAAGGUCCAGAUGAUAAACAAUGCAGAGAUACCAGCAUUAUAUUCUUGUAAUAGAAUGGUUAUGAUGUUAAAAUAAAGAUACAUGAAAGGCCCAUUAUUGCCCGAUAUUGUUAAUUUAAUGAAUUUACAUAGAAUUCCAAUACCAUAAAAGGUUAAGCUUGACAUUAAUUUUGUGUUGGAUAUAAGCAUUAAUGUCUAUCAAAAUACUAGAAACAUGUGAUAAAAAUAUAUUGUCAAGUUAAAUGGGUGGGUUUUGUUGUAUUUUUUAAACUAUUGAAUGAAUAAGUAUCAAAUAAUCUGAUGUAUUUCUUUGUAAUUACAUUCGAUUGGAAGAUAUCCUAAAAGGGUUUCAUAUACAUACUCAUAUGUGUCCCUGUAGGAGAGUAAGAACAUAUUGCCAUACUAUAACAAUAUGAAAGCACAAACAGCAACAUUUCAAAAUCAAAAAGGCAAACCUUUAUAUUUCAAACACACCAUACUUAUCCAACAUGAAAUGUCAACUGUUUCAUACUAUGUUUGAACUGAAAAAUAUUUUUUGAAAUCUGAUAAAUUCCCUGAGUUAGAAAUUAAAAAGCUCAAAAAUAUAACCUUGAACCCUUUUGUAAAAUCCUG